AUGAGUACUCAGUGCUUGAGCUGGACAAUCAUCUAUCUCUCCCUAGUGUACGUUCUUGGCCAUGUAUUCAAGUCUUUGGGUGCCAUACCUAUAUUGGGAGGAAAGAUGCUACAUACAAUCCUAUCAUUGGUUGGCCUGAGUCUAAUAGCUCUGGGGACAGGAGGUAUCAAACCCUGUGUGGCAGCUUUUGGUGGUGACCAGUUUGAAGAAAAACAUGCAGAGGCAUGGACUAGAUACUUCUCAGUCUUCUACCUCUCCAUCAAUGCAGGGAGCUUGAUUUCUACGUUCAUCACACCCAUGCUGAGAGGAGAUGUGAAGUGUUUUGGGGAAGACUGCUAUGCCCUUGCUUUUGGAGUUCUGGGAUUGCUCAUGGUAGUAGCUCUUGGUGAGUAGAGCAUGGAAGGAAACUGGUAGCCGUUGGGUCCUGCCACGUGAAAGGCAUCGUGUAGGCACUCUACAUGAACUAUUUCGUUAAACCCUACCACUAGCCCUAGUAGGCAAGUGGUAUGCUAGUGAUCGCCCUUUGAUUUUGGAAGUAAAUUAUGAAUGGCAUCCAA
Onychomys torridus (southern grasshopper mouse) is the source of this 557-nucleotide messenger RNA. Its product is annotated as solute carrier family 15 member 2-like. The transcript is spliced from 5 exons. Gene Ontology annotation, molecular function: dipeptide transmembrane transporter activity. Gene Ontology annotation, biological process: transmembrane transport; oligopeptide transport. The record is from RefSeq and is a predicted model, not a curated record. Lineage: Eukaryota; Metazoa; Chordata; Mammalia; Rodentia; Cricetidae. Gene Ontology annotation, cellular component: membrane.